UCCGCAUCACAUUGCUGUUUAAUGCAAUAGCACUACUGUUUCCCGAUAAAUAUGGCUUUUCUUCAAAGUGCCUACUUGGUAAUGGUAUUCACUGUGCCAAUAGCUGGAGUUAUUCUAAAUACUUACGUGUUGCGGAAAUUAAUACGAGUAGCAAGAAAAAGCGUCGUCCGCUUCGAAACCACAUCGGGAUUACCGCUGGCUGCCAUGUCGGUCGGCGACUCCAUCACAUUAUGUGCUCUUCUAAUGCAGGCAAUAUUUCACAUCACUCCAAAAGGUGAAGUUCCGACAGUUGUCCUGAGCUCAAUAUGCAAGUUCGGCAUCUUUCUUAUUCAUUCGACAUCUGCAUUCUCCGUAUGGUGUUGGUUCUUUUUGUCAGUGCUUCGGUACAUUGCGGUAUUCCAUCCGUUCAAAUAUCGUACUAUUUGGAGGCAACCUCGAAACGCGUUAAAGUUUCUUGCUGGUGCUGUUGGCAUGUUCCAAAUCUAUACAUUAAUAUUUGUAACGUACCGACAAGAAGAAAAGUCAUGUGGAGAAUAUGAUGUUUUUCACGAGAGUGCUUUUAAGCACGUUCAUCUUCUCGACAUCUUUCUUUUCUACGCAAUCCCAUCUUUGUUACGGAUCACGUUGGAUUUUCUGGUUCUUAUCCACUGCUAUUCUCCGUUUUCAGUCGAAGGAUUGGAUAGGGUGACCAUUGAUCGGAGAUAUGCUAUCAGUGGUCCAGCGACAACGAAGCGGUUUUCUCAUACAGGGGAAACAGAUACUUUGGACAAUAAAGCACAUGUCGCUUUGGCCAUUUCAAUAACUGCCAGUACGAAUACACCGAGCGUCAAACGAAUACACCACGGAAACCCAAAAAAGAAGACAGCAAUGGUAAUGAGAUCAAUACUAAUUUCCGUGCUCAACUUGCUAUUGAAUCUCCCCUCACACAUCUUCCGAGCUUGGGCUUCGUACGACGAGAGCAGCUUGGAAAAUGAAAUUGUGCGAACAUUAGAACCAAUCGCACAAAUGAUGUACUUCUCGCAGUUCGCGUGUAAUGCUUUCUACUUGGCAACAUCAAUUUAUGAAACCAACGGAUCUCCAAGGAAUACUGUAAUUUCAAGCAGCAAUCGUCAUGUUUCGAGAUGUAUUUCAGAUGACGAAGCUUAAUUUUACAUCUCAUAAAAUUUAGCACUAGGUACGGAUACUUGCUUCUCUUCAAACCUGUUUGUCAAACUAUUACAUGUUCUCUCAGCAUUUCUCAUUGUUUUUGUUGUAUUUUUGAUCUCAAUUGAUCUACUGAACUCCUUUCUCAAAUCACUCAAAUUCCGCAUUUUCAACGUGUAAGCCAAACAAAAAUUGUGCAAAAAAAAUAAUUGAAAACAAAUUAAUAAUGUGUUAUAAAAAUAAAUUAUUUGCUG
Messenger RNA from Caenorhabditis elegans, 1397 nucleotides. It is a transcript of the gene AH9.4, whose product is annotated as putative G-protein coupled receptor AH9.4. The transcript has 7 exons. The record is from RefSeq and is marked reviewed. Gene Ontology annotation, biological process: G protein-coupled receptor signaling pathway. Gene Ontology annotation, cellular component: membrane; plasma membrane. Gene Ontology annotation, molecular function: G protein-coupled receptor activity. Lineage: Eukaryota; Metazoa; Nematoda; Chromadorea; Rhabditida; Rhabditidae. Bases 52 to 1146 code for a protein of 364 amino acids.